AUGAACUUUAAGCUGACAUUACACACUGAUAGAUACGUAGAUGGAUUUGGUAAUUGCUUUACUUUGGAGCCAGACCGGAUGAAUUUGGAAAGUGAGAUAGCUCCAUUGGGGGCGUGCUUUAGUUAUAGUGACUACAAUGAAGCGUUCCAUCCAAACGAGAGUGAAGUUAUUAACCUGCAAUCUGAAAUGGAAUGUGAUGACGUAGAUGUGGAUUUAGAGGUUAUCUCUGAACAAGAGGAAACUUGUAAAUGUAAAAGGGGUCCAUACAGAUACUACUCUGAAGCACAUAAGCAAAGAUUCUGGCAAUUGGUUAUCAGUAUUAUACGGAAAUAUGGAUGGUCGAAAGUAGGUGAAAAAUCUGUGCUUAAAGUUCCUAUAACCAGAGAUCUCAAUGUAUCAUUUUUAGGUGCCAUCUCUUCCAAAGGAAGCGUUGAUUUGAAGGUAAGAGUUCCAGCACAAGUUGCCCCUAACAAGAAGAGAAAACUCGGUUCCAACACUACAAUUUCGGAAGAGAAGACAAGAGUUGGUACCACCUCCAAGCAUUUCUAUGCAUUUGUAAAGUCCGUGCUUUGA
This is a messenger RNA of Lodderomyces margitis, 573 nucleotides long. RefSeq lists its product as uncharacterized. The coding region runs from base 1 to 573 and encodes 190 amino acids. The transcript has a single exon. Lineage: Eukaryota; Fungi; Ascomycota; Pichiomycetes; Serinales; Debaryomycetaceae. The record is from RefSeq and is a predicted model, not a curated record.